Molecule: messenger RNA, 2604 nt
Organism: Erpetoichthys calabaricus (reedfish)
Lineage: Eukaryota; Metazoa; Chordata; Cladistia; Polypteriformes; Polypteridae
Product: extracellular calcium-sensing receptor-like
Exons: 6
Coding region: 1-2586 (861 amino acids)
Biological process (GO): G protein-coupled receptor signaling pathway
Cellular component (GO): membrane
Molecular function (GO): G protein-coupled receptor activity
Source: RefSeq, a predicted model, not a curated record
AUGAAAUUCUUUGUUUGUACAUGUGUUAUUUUUUAUUUCAUUUUGAAUGCUCUUGGAGAAGUACAACACACAUGCAAACUUUUAGACCAGUUUGAUUUGAAUGGAUUGUAUAAGCAUGGAGAUAUUAUUUUGGGAGGUAUUUUUGUAUUAAGCUUCAAAACUGUAAUUCCAGAUUUGUCAUUCAGAUUUAAGCCUCAACAAUGGCACUGUAAUGGUUUUGAAAUUUCAGAAUUUCAGCGGAUUCAAACCAUGAUCUUUGCUAUUGAGGAAAUUAACAAGGACCAGGCUCUUCUCCCAAACAUAACUCUGGGAUAUAGAAUGUAUGACAAUUGUGUAACCCUCCCAAUCGCUCUGAGAGCAGCCAUUUCUCUUUUAAGUGGGCUUGAAGCAAACAUGACUCUUGAAGACUGCAGCAAGUCUCCUCCUGUUCUUGCAGUUUUAGGAGAUCCUCUGUCAUCCCAUUCUAUUGCUAUGUCAAGGAUUUUGAGUCUUUUUCGUGUACCUAUGGUCAGCCAUUAUGCCACAUGUUCCUGCUUAAGCAAUAAGCAGGAGUUUCCCUCAUUUUUCAGGACAAUUCCAAGUGAUGCAUUUCAAGUUAAAGCCAUAAUUCAAAUUAUUAAGCAAUACAGAUGGAUAUGGAUAGGCGCCAUAGCAAGUGAUGAUGAUUAUGGACAAAAUGCAAUUAAGAUCUUCAUGGAGGAAGUCAACCAGUUUGGCUGCAUAGCCUUUAUAGAAACUAUUCCAACUGUGUACAGAAAAGUAAAAAUUCUUCAGAUAGUGAAUACAAUCAAACUGUCUACUGCAAAAGUUAUUGUUGCCUUUUCUGGUGAAAUUGAAUUAAAUGCUUUGGUUACAGAAGUCAUUUACCAGAAUAUUACUGGCAGGCAGUGGAUUGCAAGUGAAGCUUGGAGUACAUCAUCUUUAUUAGCAAGUAAAGAGAACUUUGCCUCCUUUGGUGGAACAAUAGGCAUUGCUGUUCGCAGAGGUGAGAUACCAAAGCUGGAAAACUUUUUGCUUAAUUCACAUCCUGAUUUUAAUUCUAAUAAUAGAUUGGUCAUCCAGUUUUGGGAAGAAUUAUUUAAGUGCAAAUUUCCCCAAAGUAUAAGAGAACAAAAUGAAUCCAUACUGUUAAGCAGCAGAAUUUGUACUGGAACAGAAGACAUGAACAGUGUUAAAUCUGGCUAUGGUGAUGUUUCCGAACUACGGUCUUCCUAUAAUGUUUAUAAAGCUGUGUAUGCCAUCGCACAAGCCCUACACAACUUAAUGAAUUGUGAAAAUGGAAACGGCCCCUUUGAAAGCCGUUCUUGUGCAGAUAUCAAAAGUGCACAGCCAUGGCAGCUCCUGCAUUAUUUGAAAAAAGUAAACUUCACAAACCAGCUGGGAGAAAGGGUGGCAUUUGAUGAAAAUGGAGAUGCUAUUGCAAUUUACGACAUUGUAAACUGGCAAAUGACUGACCAAGGAACAGUGGCAAUUAAUACCAUUGGUGUCUAUGAUGAAUCAAAACCUGCUGAACAGAAAAUAUCACUUAAGGAAGAUAAAAUCUUUUGGAACUUUGAAAAUGGAAAGGCUCCAGUCUCAGUUUGCAGUAGCAGUUGUUUGCCUGGCACAAGAAAAGUGCCACGAAAAGGAGAACCAAUUUGCUGUUUUGAUUGCAUUGCUUGCUCAGAUGGAGAGGUCAGCAGGCAAGUAGAUGCAACAACAUGUGUAAAAUGUGCACCAGACUUCUGGUCUAACUUUGGAAGAAAUGAGUGUUUAUUGAAGGAAAUGGAAUUUCUUUCAUAUGAAGAGCCUAUGGGAAUCACAUUAACAACUGUAGCAAUAGUGGGAGCCUGUUUUUCUGUUGCUGUAUUGGGAUUAUUCAUACACUUCAGGAGCACACCAGUAGUUAAAGCUAACAAUUCUGAACUGAGUUUCUUUCUACUUGCAUCCUUAACACUGUGCUUCCUUUGCACUUUGUGCUUUGUUGGACAGCCUUCUAAACUAACCUGUAUGCUGAGACAUGUUGUGUUUGGCAUCAGCUUUGUUCUCUGCGUUUCUUGCAUUCUGGUUAAAACUAUUGUAGUUAUAAUGGCAUUUAAAUCCUCACUUCCUGGCAGUAAUGCAAUGAAAUGGUUUGGUAUUGCCCAGCAAAGAAGCACCGUCUUUUUCUUUACUUUUGUUCAGUCUCUGAUAUGUAUAGUAUGGCUAACCACAGCUCCUCCUAUCCCAGCUAAAAACACUAAAUACCAAGCUGCUAAAAUUAUUUUGGAGUGUGAUCUUGGAUCUCUAGUUGGGUUUAGCUUCAUUCUGGGAUAUAUUGGCCUAUUGGCGGCAGUAUGCUUUGUUAUUGCAUUUCUUGCAAGGAAUUUGCCAGACAAUUUCAAUGAAGCCAGAUUUAUCACUUUCAGCAUGUUGAUUUUCUGUGCGGUUUGGAUAACUUUUAUUCCAGCUUAUAUAAGCUCUCCAGGGAAGCACACAGUAGCUGUGGAGAUUUUUGCAAUCUUAGCAUCAAGUUUUGGAGUACUUUUUGCCAUUUUUACACCUAAAUGUUAUAUUAUUAUAUUUAAACCACAGCAAAAUACAAGAAGAGCUGUAAUGAGGAGGUAAAAAUGAGAGAUAUGGUCC